UGUAGAACAUCCCAAUUGCAGGGAGGGAUAACACUCACUAAAAUUAAUUAGUCAAAAGUGGUGGGGGUGGGUGGGGAGGACUCUUCUCCGUCGCCACUAUCUGAUCCCCCUCCCUCCUCGCUUACUUUGCUUUCUCAGUGCCAUCGGCGGGUUGGUACUUGGUAGAAUUUCAUACUUGGUCAUCUUCUUGGAAGCCCCCAGAUCCACAAUGGCGGAGGCAACAGCAGAAGCAAGUGAAACUUCCCAGAAUUCAAAUCUUGCAGUAGACCAGAACCACGACACUUCCGUUUCUCAUCUCCCAAAUCACGGCAUCAAGCCCCAGCACGAGUUUUCAGAAGAACAAGUAAGACACAUUCUCGAAGUAAUUGCCGCCACUGGGAAGUUUUGGCAUGAAUGGGACAAAUUGAAGGGUAUGCUGUCCUUCUAUCUCAAGCAGGUCCUAUCUCAAUACCCAGAGGCAAAAUUAAGUAGUGAGCAACAAAUUUCUUCAAUGGGAGAGACCUUCCUUGAGUUGGUGAAAAGGUUGGAUGAUGCUCUUCAGAGCUUUGUUGAGGGCCCUCCAUUUACACUACAGAGGGUUUGCGAGAUUUUGUUGGCAGCAAGAACCAUUUAUCCCAAUCUUUCAAAGCUUGCCUUGGCCCUGGAAAAGAAUUUGUUGGUGACAUCUGUGUUGACCAUCUCUACAGAUCUCUGUCCUGGAACAUCUGACCCGAGAUUGACUACAGGGGGAAGAGAAAAUGAGGAGCCCAAUGCUAAAUUGGAAUCCACGCAAAAUGGUGUCCAACCUUUGGGAGGCGACAAGGAUGAAAUAAUGACAGAAGUUCAGGCUUCUGAGGCUGACGAGGAUAUGACAAUUGACAUGGAAACCUUCGAAGAAAUAGUUAGAUCAUCAGAGACAAAUUCUACACCUACUUGUGAUUCAGAAUCUACCAGUAUCUGACAUCCACCACAAGUCCAGUUCCGGAAACCCCAAUUUGGGGUUUUUUUUUUUUUUGGGGUGGGGAGGUGGGGUGGGUGGUUUUAGCUUUGUGGUGGCUAGUGCAUUAGGUUGGCCUUUCUGAAGGAGCCAUGACUGCGCACAUAAUGACUUGGUAAACUUGUAAGGUCCGGAACUUUUUUUUUUUUUUGGUAAAAUUGGGAUGAAGAGAGCACGUUGAUUAAUCUCUCAACCUGUACAAUUUUUAUGUUUAGUUGGCGAUGUCAAAUUUGUAGUUGUCUAGUUGGCCCUUCUGAAGUAAUGGAAAUCUUUGGUUUAGCGAAGCAUUUCUCGAA
Messenger RNA from Coffea eugenioides, 1272 nucleotides. RefSeq names its product serine/threonine-protein phosphatase 4 regulatory subunit 2. The record is from RefSeq and is a predicted model, not a curated record. Gene Ontology annotation, biological process: protein dephosphorylation. Gene Ontology annotation, molecular function: protein phosphatase regulator activity. Bases 209 to 940 code for a protein of 243 amino acids. The transcript is spliced from 8 exons. Gene Ontology annotation, cellular component: cytoplasm; nucleus; protein phosphatase 4 complex. Lineage: Eukaryota; Viridiplantae; Streptophyta; Magnoliopsida; Gentianales; Rubiaceae.